Molecule: messenger RNA, 1715 nt
Organism: Ictalurus furcatus (blue catfish)
Lineage: Eukaryota; Metazoa; Chordata; Actinopteri; Siluriformes; Ictaluridae
Gene: chmp7
Product: charged multivesicular body protein 7
Exons: 11
Coding region: 191-1522 (443 amino acids)
Biological process (GO): vesicle budding from membrane; late endosome to vacuole transport via multivesicular body sorting pathway
Cellular component (GO): multivesicular body; cytoplasmic side of plasma membrane; ESCRT III complex
Source: RefSeq, a predicted model, not a curated record
AUGUAGCUCGAGCAAAACACCAUAACAGGAAAACGGGGACGAGAUUUUCGUUUUGACGUUUAGGAUUUCUUUUUCUGUGAAUAAACAUGAAGGUUUUUAUCAACCUAUCUAAAGCAGAGAUGCCGGAAGAAGGCGUUAAUGUUGCUUAGUUUACCUACUAAUCCUUAUAUGAAACGUAAAAUUAAGCACAAUGCCAGUUUCACUACAGCAGAAAGUCGGGACGUCCUCCUCCGAAUUUCCCUCUGACUGGGAAGAUGACGAACGGAUGGCCUUCUUGUUCUCGGCUUUCAAAGAGAACCGAGAGGUCGACCCGGCUGACUGGGACAGCAAGAUGAACUUCUGGACGCCUUUGCUGGUGCAGAGCUGCAGACGGCACGGAUCUGUUUGCAUGAGCUUGCAGGACCUGAAUGAAAGUUUUCGGCGAAAGGGGAGCGUUCCUCUAGGCCUAAGCACCGUUAUACAGAGCAUGAUCAGGAGCGGUAAAGUGCAGAAAGAAUCCGACUUUGCUGCUAAUGUAGAUUCCGGCUGGCUGUCGUGGGGCGUCGGGUUGUUGUUAGUCAGACCUCUGAAGUGGACGCUGUCCGCUCUACUGGGCAGUGGGCGAGUUCCACUCGAGGAGUCGUUUGUGGUAAUCGAAUUGGUUAAAGAGAAGGCUGCAGCACUGAUGGCUGCGUAUCGGAGCUCUCCUCUCGCGGGGCGCUCUCUGCUCUUGUUUCAGGAGCUGCGCUCUUUCUCCUCUCAUAUCUGUCCCGAUGAGACCACACUGUGUCUCGCGCUGCUGCAGCUCCAGAGGGAGAAACAUGUCACCGUCUCGCUCCAUGAAGAGGAAAAGCUGGUGAAGUUCAGUCAGGCAGGACAGGGCCGCGUGUCUCCGGUCAGUGAGGUGGAUCUGGGAAUCUACCAGCUCCAACGUAGCGAGAAGCUGCUGGAAGAGAGAGUUGAGGCCCUGGGGCAAGAAGUGGAGAAAUGUAAAGAACAGGCAAGGGCUCUGCUAAAAGAGGGGAAGAAGUCACAGGCAUUAAGAUGUCUAAGGGGUAAAAAGCGUGUAGAGGGUAAGGCAGAUCGGCUGUACACUCAGCUCGAAACAGUCAAAGGAAUCCUGGACAGGAUAGCGAGCUCACAGACUGAUCGUCUGGUGAUGCAGGCAUACCAGGCAGGCGUAGCAGCUCUGAGAAUUUCACUGAAGGGCAUAACAGUUGAGAGAGCAGAGAACCUGGUUGAUCAGAUUCAGGAGCUGUGUGACACUCAGGAUGAAGUUAACCAGACUCUGGCUGGAGGAGCUUUAGACUCAACUGAAGGAGAAUCAGAAGAGCUGGAGAAGGAGCUCAAGUCUUUAUUGGAAGACACUGUUCCAGACACAAGUCUAACACUACCGGAGAUUCCACAUCGCCCUGUCUCUACUAAAGACACCAGUGUAUUGGAUGACACUUUAUUUCGCUCUCUGCCCUCCGUGCCUGACACUAACAUCACCGACGAGGAGCUGGAGAGAGAGCUGGGUCGACUCAGGCUGAAGGCAACGUAAAAGAUGGGUGGACGUAUAUAUACGUGAUGAAGACUCCUGACACAGAUCAAUGAAAACAGCUGUUGCAAAUAACUAGAUAAGCUUGUCGCUGAAUACAGCCUAUGUGUUUUUUUUUCUUUCUUUCUUUUUAAAGAGUGGCCUUUGGAGUAAUAUGUAAUAUGUAUUCUAAUAAAAAUGACAUUAUGAUGCUUAA